AUGAAAAUGAAAAAUCUCUUAGUAAAACGUCUAUCUUUAAUAUGUUAUCGUUCAUUUCAAACAACGUGUCCUACAUUCACUGUGCCUCCUACUAUAACAUCACCAUCGUUAAACUCAAUCACCGAUGAUGUGGAUAUUGCUAUUGCCGGUGGAGGAUUGGUCGGAAGCGCCAUGGCACUCGCCCUAGCAUCAUCACCAGCAUUUCAAAAUCGAAAAAUUCUUCUACUUGAAUCACAAUCAAAGUUACCACAAAUUGUCUCAAAAACUCAACCUUAUAGUAAUCGUGUUUAUGCGUUAAGUCCUGGAACAAUUGAUUUAUUUCAAAAACUUGGUGCUUUUGAAUUAAUGAAAUCAAUUCGAGUUCAAAAAGUAGCACAAUCUCUGAUAUCAUUUGAUCAAUCAUUAAAUAAUGAUCCAUUGGCAUAUAUAGUUGAAAAUGAUGUCAUUCAAUAUGCAAUAUUAGAACGUUUGAAAGCAUUAAAUAUUCAACCAUUAUUAAAUUCUAAAAUAAAACAAUUUGAGUAUGAUAAAGUCAAUCAGAAUUCGGUACUUUUACAUUUUGAAAAUCGAUCGUCUAUUCGAACAAAAUUACUGAUUGCAUCUGAUGGAUAUCAAUCAACAAUAAGAGAAUUAGCUAAAAUAUCGACAAUGAAAUGGGACUAUGAUCAGUUUGGUAUUGUGGCUACAGUACAACUUGCAGAUGAUACUUCUGAUGUAUAUAAACGGCCUGGAGUUAUCUCACUCACGGAACGUCUUCGCUCUUAUUGGCACCAAGCAUUGCCAGAAACAAAUUAUACGACAAUAAGACAACUUCCACCUGUACUCAUAAACAUUGAACCAAACAGUCGUGCUGCAUUUCCCUUAUCUCUACUCAAUGCAAAUCAAUAUGUUCGCCCACGUUUAGCACUUAUCGGUGACUCUGCACAUCGUAUACAUCCAAUGGCUGGUCAAGGAGUUAAUAUGGGUUUUACUGACGUGCAAUGUUUAACCGAGAUAUUAGAAUCAGCUGUCCGUGAUGGUGCUGAUUACGGAUCUCUCAUGUAUUUAAUUAAUUAUGAACGAAAACGUCAGUCAAAUGUUAUGGCAAAAUUAAUAUCGAUUGAUAGUUUAAAUCGUUUAUAUUCAACGAAUUUUAUCCCGCUUGUAGCUCUGAGAAGUGUGGGCUUAUCCUUUGUUAAUGAAUUUCCAAGUUUUAAAAAUUUCUUCGCCAAACGAGCUGCAUACGAUGCUUGA
Didymodactylos carnosus is the source of this 1233-nucleotide messenger RNA. NCBI's taxonomy places the organism in Eukaryota, Metazoa, Rotifera, Eurotatoria, Philodinida, Philodinidae. The record is from the annotation of a GenBank genome assembly.